Exophiala viscosa is the source of this 3341-nucleotide messenger RNA. RefSeq lists its product as uncharacterized. Lineage: Eukaryota; Fungi; Ascomycota; Eurotiomycetes; Chaetothyriales; Herpotrichiellaceae. The coding region runs from base 437 to 2947 and encodes 836 amino acids. The transcript has a single exon. The record is from RefSeq and is a predicted model, not a curated record.
GCCGGCUGGUUACGGCUGCGUCAUUCAUCUUCUCCGCGUGCGACACGUCGUGCGCCUCUAUCAACCCUUUUGAACACUUGCAUCUCGCAACUGUCACUACUCGACUGGCACUGUGCUUCUUCUACCACCCAAAGAAAACAUGGCAACCUAGGUUGCAUGGGAUCUGACACUCCUGCUGCACGACGAGUCCAGCGAUCCUCAAUCGAAGACCUGGCAACCUGACUGCACCCAUGAAAUUCCAUCUGCCUAUUGGAUCCGAGCGACCUCCAGACGAGCUCAAACCUCUUUAAGUGACCCCGUCCAGACGCCCUGCAAAUUACAAAAGGAGCCUUGUGCCGUGAUUCGAGAAGCCAGCGCAUACAAACUAUUGCAUUCAUUCUCCAUGUGGAAUCGUUGAAGUUUUGUCGCAGCCCGGUUGUCCACAGACUUGCAAGGUAUGGAGGAUGAUCUUAGGUCCUUCCAAUCUGUCAGUAUCGGGUUGACGAGUGUUGAAAAUGGCAAGGAAAGAUUCACAAGAGAUGGGCUCUAUAACCCUCCACCACUGGCUUACUGGAGGAACAACUUGACCGCAUUGUCCCAGCGCUAUAAUCUUUAUCUCGUUGCAAAUCGCGAUUCCGUCGCCGUCUACAGGCCUGAGUUCCCCUUUCAGAAACUACACAGACUACCCGCGCUAUUGAUCCCGCCUACUCUGGCGAACCCUUCUGCUGGAGGCUACAUCGACACUCAUUCUCCACAUACUAUCAAUCACAUCGUGGUAGGUGACUUGGGAUCAGAGGAAAUCGUUCUUGUCGCAACCGACUCUGGCAAUAUCACGGGCUACUUUACCAAAGCAAUCGAUGAAGCCGUGCGAAAAGACCCGUAUCGCUUCAGCACAAAUGCACGAAGCGACUAUGUCGGCGUCCGGGCUUUCUUCAGCCAGUCGGUGCACGAGUCAGCGUGGGGACUUGCCAUUCACUCCCAGGCUCGCAUGAUUGCCGUGUCAGCCAACACACCGCACUAUGUCCCCAACGACGACCCGUGCGCAAAGCUCACUGUCUUCGCAUUUGCGUUAACCCAUGAUGACGCUGAUGUCGACGAGGAUUCACCUGACACAGCUGACUUUAUCGAGUAUGCCAGACAACCAGACUGGGAAGAGUGGGAAGCCAAGGGUGUUCAAUCUGCACCGCCUCCUCGCGACAAGAACUACAAGAUCACGUUGGGCGGAGUCGAGGGCCAUGAUCAUAAUAUUCCAAGCGUUUCCUUUGUGAAUACAGACGAGGACAUCGAAGGGAAAUGGCUUCUGAGCACUGACAUUGGCGGACAGAUGAAAGUCUGGCAGAUCUGGCAAGGGAUCUGUCUCAAGUCAUGGGAUUUUGGUGAGAAGAGAAUGCGCUCAGGUUUCUUCCGACGCCGAGAAGGCGGUUGGCUCGUUGCCGCACUUGACCCUGCUGGAUUUCGCUCCGCCUGGACCAUGGAACAGUUUUGUGGUCAUUCUAAAGCAGCAUUGUAUCAUGGUCAUGCCGGUGAAAGCUAUGACCUUACCAAUAUCGUUCGCCUGCGGACGCCUGGCAACAGUCUUGCCCAUCCCAGCAUCAAUAGCCAAACAAAUGCGCUUGUUCCAGACGAAAACGACCACGAGAUGCUUGACUCUUGGUCAGACUUGGAAGACUACGAAGAUCAACUGAUAACCAACAAUAUCGGUAUUCAUGGCGAUAAUGCCACGGCGCAAGCUCUACAGGCGCACGUCGCAGCUGCUGGAGUUGACCAAACAACGAGAAGUACAGAGGGGAUCGGUGCUGUUGCAGCCAAUGCUACCAGCACAACCCUUGUGGAGCCUACUCAAGCCGCGGAGACUGCUGACAGAGAUAGUGGCUCGUUAGAGCUCAUACUGAUGGAAGAAGACGACGAAUCUGACUCUGAUGGAAACGAUGGCGAAGACAUCCAGUAUGAGUGGAACUCGGAUGGACGAGAAGAGCAGCUCUCUUCUAGUAGCCAUCAUAGCGCGACAUCGCUUUCGAGUAUCGCGCCACGCAACAGCGUGGAGAAUGACGCACAGUGGCCCUUCACGCCCGACGUGCAGCCUUUCUCAAUUUCGCAGUAUGCACUGCAAAAGCCAGACCUCAGGCGCAAAAGAGGCUACGUGGCUCCGUAUGCUCGUGGUGCUCGCACACCUAGCGACAUACCCAUGAUACCGACACUUCAUUGCAGUGCAUCAAAUUUGAGACUCGUCAUGGCCCCGGAAGCAGAUUCGCCUCAUGUCUUUUGUGCCAACAUUCUGAAACAGGCACUGCCGGAUGACAUUGAGUUGACGAAUCAUGUCCACCUUGACAGAAUCAACAUGCUGCAACAAAUACCCGAGCUAGGGGUCGUCAUUGUCGCUUCGCAGAUCGGUCGAUGUGCUAUAUGUACAACGACUAGGAACGAGAAGACAGGGGCCUUGGGCCUGAGGGUCGACUGGGUGCUGCCAAGCAGAAAGCAAGAAUUAGGACGUGUUCGUCCAUUUAUGCCGCUGCUCGGUAUUGCUGUUUCACCAGUCCAGGGACGCUUCGUUGUAGGCCACGCUAAGAGAUGGUCAGGCUCUGAAGAUUCGACCGAAUGGGGUUCUGACGGUAUAGUGGACGGGGUGAAAACUACCUUUGACCCAACUGUCGUCACUGUCACGGAGCCUGACAGCCAAGAAGCUACUGACCACACUGCUUCUGAAGACAGCGGAAAGGGUCCAGACACCGAUGACCACCAACCGCCCCGUGACGUUCACGGUACGAAUUUAUCAGAUACCACUGCGGAACAAAGUUGGUGGGAAAAGCCGGCAGGAAGAGAACCCUGGCUUGCCACAGAGAACGGUCGCAGAUAUCGACUCAUGCUAACAUAUCUGGACAUGACUGUCCUGACAUACGAGAUUUCCCGACAGGUUGAAAGAGAUGACAUUGCUCAAGAUGAAGUCUCAUCGCUUGAGCUUAUGGAUUGACCCAGACCAGAGUCUGAUUAUUCUUGAAGUGCCUCAUGUCUGUGCCACCAGAAUGGCUCUGGUCUCGAAGGACGAAAAUACACCACGCAGACGCUUUGACGAUGGUCCUCACCCAGUGAACAAAGCAUGCAUGAUCGAGGCGUUGUGUCAGGUCACCAGUCUCGGCGGCAGGCGCCAGACAAGAGUAAAGAGAAGCGGAAAGCACAUUUGGAUCGUCAACAGGAUCUGGAGAGCACUGGUGCAUCGAUUCACAUCGAGGUAUCUCUUUUGGGCUGAGUAAAACGGCACGUGGAAGUCAUACCCUCUUUGGGCCCUCGAGCAAUUGAGCGAUCGAGCAUUGAUUGGGCGCAUGUUUACGGCGUUUUAUUCAUGAUGUUUCCAUGGGAGGCCUCGU